Molecule: messenger RNA, 1632 nt
Organism: Kazachstania africana CBS 2517
Lineage: Eukaryota; Fungi; Ascomycota; Saccharomycetes; Saccharomycetales; Saccharomycetaceae
Gene: RIM21
Product: Rim21p
Exons: 1
Coding region: 1-1632 (543 amino acids)
Biological process (GO): cellular response to pH
Cellular component (GO): plasma membrane
Source: RefSeq, a predicted model, not a curated record
AUGGAACAGAACGGGUGGAAAAUACAAGACCAGUACUCUUCUGGGGAAUAUCUCAGUUGUCAGAGUAACAAUAUAGGCAGUGGUAUACUGAUUGGUAGAAGCAUACCAGGUUCCAUUACUUAUGCAGAUCAUGUCCAUUUUCAGAGUAAUUGUUACGCCUAUCAUCCUUUAUAUAUGACCGGAAGUAUAAGAGGAUUUACUUCGGGAUAUAUCGAUCUAGUUGCUAAUGACUGGGAUAAGUUCAUUCAUGAUAACAAGGCGUAUGGCGGUGGAUACCAAUACGGUAUAUAUCCAUUAAUAAUGCUGCUGACGGCUAAUUUCGUGAUUAUAAUCUCACUCACUGUACUGGUUUUCAUAAAUACGAGGGAUAAGCCUCAUGUACAUGUUUCCAGGUUAAUGAAAUGUGGUUCAUUGGCAACGUCAAUUAAUAUAUCAUACAGUUUAACCAGAAUUUUGUCUAUUGUAAGAGAUCAAUAUGUUCGAUAUGGUAUAUGCAAUCCGAACGACAUCAUUUCUUUCUUUUCUAAAGAUGCAGCAUUCGUUACACUAGCUUUUCUGUCGACAGUACUCUUCCAACUAUGCCAAGUUUUUAUUGUAGCGAGAACGUUUGAAAGAAACCAAGAGAAAAGAGUAAUAUUUUUCGUAGGUACAUUUUUGGCUCUAUUAGCCAAUAUAUUUUGGCUUAUACCACAUUAUUAUUCUGUGACCCACACAAAUAGCACACUAGAAUUAUUACCACCUUUUGCUUACCUCUUUAGAAUAUGCAUAGCUUCGUCUUAUGCAUGCUUUAUAAUAGGACAAGUGUUGAAUAAACAUAAAUUGAGCUUUAGUUCAUUCCAGCUCUCAUUUUUAACAAUACUAGCAUUAUUAGUUGUUCUUCUGUUGCCGGGGUUUUUUAUUGCUGAUGUAGCAAAUGCCUGGAUUUCAGAAUUAGAUGAGGUUUUUGCCGCAACUUGUUACAUCUCUUCUAGUUUUGUUGUUUGGGAAUGGCUGGAUAGAUUGACCAUACUGGAAAGAAAAGAACAAGCACAAAGUAUUUUAGGGAGACCAAUUUAUGAAGACGAACAACAAGGUUAUACUUUUGCUAAAUAUGCUUUGAGAGUUCAAAAUGCUUUAGUGAGGGCAGAAACUGCUACUGAUAUUGAAAGUGGUUCAAACAGUACGGACAACGACAGUGAAUAUCUAAUGGCGAAUUACAAUUCAAAUGAUUCAUCCAUUGACAUUGAUCUCAUAAAACUGAAAUCAAAAGACUCCAUGUGGCGAGGCAAUGCUAUCGAGAACCAGCACGACGAAGGAAGACAUUAUCCAGAUCUGGUACACUCAAGUGAUGAUCUAACUAGUAUAGAUAAAGUUGAAUUCAAUACCCAGAAAACAUACAAAGAUAUGGCCAAUGAAAGAAUCAAUAAUUUUGUGACAAGAGUUUUGGAUUUUACAGAUCGUAUUAUUGUAAAUAAAAUUGCAAGUCAAUCUCUCAGCUUCAGUUCCAGGAGCAGCAAGAAUUCAAAGAAGAAAAAGAAAAAUAUAAUGAAAAAAAGACUUGGUUUAGAUAAAUCAAAUGACGUUUUUGUUUAUUCUACCAAAGAAGUUGUAUUUGAAUCAGACGAUGAGGAAGAGGAGGGGAAUUUGGAGUAA